AUGUGGUGCCUUUCUUCUUGAAGAAUAUGGCCGACAUUUUGAUACUGCUGUCAUGAAGAUUUUUCAGUGACAUAAAAUUUAACUUUGUAGUUCUUCAUGCACGGUUUUAAGUUCCCAGAACGUUUUAUUUUUUAAUUGCUUAAACAGUGUUUAGUGUAAGCGUAUUUUAUUGUUUAUAAUAAUGGCAGCUGAUCGUGAGAUUGCUGCCGAAGACAGCAUUAGAGUUGUAUGCCGAUUUCGACCACUCAAUGACUCUGAAGAAAAAGCUGGUUCAAAAUUUAUUGUGAAAUUCCCUUCUGGACCAGAUGAUAAUUGCAUUUCAAUAGGGGGUAAAGUGUAUUUGUUUGACAAAGUCUUCAAGCCCAAUGCUACCCAAGAGAAAGUUUACAAUGAAGCUGCAAAGAGUAUUGUAUCAGAUGUGCUGGCUGGAUACAAUGGUACCAUAUUUGCCUAUGGUCAGACUAGUUCAGGAAAGACACAUACCAUGGAAGGUGUCAUAGGAGAUCCAGGGAAACAGGGUAUUAUUCCACGGAUAGUCAAUGAUAUAUUCAACCACAUCUAUGCAAUGGAAGAGAACCUUGAGUUUCACAUCAAAGUGUCAUAUUUUGAAAUCUACAUGGAUAAAAUCAGGGAUCUGUUGGAUGUCUCAAAAGUGAACCUCAGUGUUCAUGAAGACAAAAACAGAGUUCCAUUUGUAAAAGGUGCUACUGAAAGAUUUGUGUCAAGUCCUGAGGAAGUGUUUGAAGUAAUUGAAGAAGGAAAAUCAAAUAGGCACAUUGCAGUGACAAACAUGAAUGAACAUUCAUCUAGAUCUCACUCUGUCUUCCUCAUCAAUGUAAAGCAAGAAAACCUGGAGAAUCAGAAGAAACUAUCAGGAAAAUUAUACCUUGUGGACUUGGCUGGCUCUGAAAAGGUGUCUAAAACUGGUGCUGAAGGUACUGUUCUUGACGAGGCAAAGAAUAUCAAUAAAUCACUAUCAGCUCUCGGUAAUGUGAUCUCAGCUUUAGCAGAUGGAAAUAAGUCCCAUAUCCCAUACAGAGAUUCCAAAUUGACGCGAAUUCUACAAGAGUCGCUUGGAGGUAACGCUAGAACGACUAUUGUCAUUUGUUGUUCUCCAGCUUCAUUUAACGAAAGUGAAACCAAAAGUACUCUGGACUUUGGCAAGAGAGCUAAAACUGUUAAGAAUGUUGUAUGUGUCAAUGAAGAACUUACGGCCGAGGAAUGGAAACGUCGUUAUGAGAGGGAGAAGGAGAAAGUGGCUAGGCUCAAGGGCAAAGUUGAGAAACUGGAGGCCGAGCUGGCCCGCUGGCGUUCAGGCGAGACGGUCCGGCCGGAGGAACAGGUCAACUUGCAAGAGAUCGAAGCCGUCACUCCCAUCACCUCGUUCAUCGAGGAGAAAGCGCCAGUACCGCCAGUACCAGUGGCAGUAUCGAGCGCGGUGGAAGACGCCACCAUGCAAGGCAAGCUGGAGGCGUUGUACCAGCAGCUGGACGACAAGGAUGAGGAGAUCAAUCAGCAGUCGCAGCUCGUCGAGAAGCUCAAGGACCAGAUGAUGGAGCAAGAGGAGCUCAUCGCCUGCACCAGACGCGACUACGAGACCCUGCAGGGCGACAUGAACCGCAUCCAGCAAGAGAACGAAGCCGCUAAAGAAGAGGUAAAGGAGGUGCUGCAAGCCCUGGAGGAGUUGGCCGUCAACUACGACCAGAAGUCGCAGGAAGUCGACAGCAAGAGCCGCGAGUGCGACCAGCUUUCUGAGGAGUUGCAGACCAACAAGAGCGCAUUGACGACGGCCACGGCUGAGCUUCAGCAACUGCGCGACUUGUCAGCACACCAGCGCAAACGCAUAGCCGAACUACUGACUAAUCUUCUCCGAGAUUUGGCGGAAAUCGGCGCGGCCGUCGGAGGGUCCGAACUGGACUUCAAACUCAACGUCGACACAGUUGGCAAACUCGAAGAAGAGUUUACGGUGGCUCGCCUCCAUAUCAGCAAGAUGAAGAGCGAAGUGAAGAAUAUAGUGCAGCGCUGCCAUUCGCUUGAGUCGGCUAAUAUUGACGCUAACCAGAAGAUCUCGGAGUACGAACGUUCGCUGGGCGAGUGUCGGCUGCUGAUUUCGCAGCACGAGGCCCGUUGCGCGUCGCUGGCGGAGUCCAUGCGCGAGGCUGAGAACAAGAAACGCCAGCUCGAGGAGGCGGCCGAUGCGCUGCGCGAGGAGUGCGCCCGGCUGCAGGCGGCCGAGCGGGUGCAGCUGGCAGCGGCGGAGCAGCGCGCGGACUCUCAGGUGCGCGGCGCGCUCGAGGCCCAGCUCGAGCAGCUGCGGGCCGCGCACGCCACGCAGCUGGCCGCGCUGCGCGACGAGCUGGCCGCGCUGCAGCGGCAGCACCAGGAGCUCAGAGACACGUACCAGGAGCUGACGCUGGCGCGGCAGCAGCUGCAGGACGACUACGACAAGCUGAAGCGAGAGGAGGCCGACAAGUCCGCCAAACUCAAGGAGCUCAUCCAAAGCGUGGAGCGGCGCGAGCAGGCCCGCGCGGAUCUCAAGGGGCUCGAGGACACCGUGGCCAAGGAACUGCAGACGCUGCACAAUUUGCGCAAACUGUUCGUGCAAGACUUGCAGGCGAGGAUAAAGAAGUCAACGAACUCCGAGGAGGGCGCGGAAGAGGAGGGCGGAUCACUCGCCCAGAAGCAGAAGAUUUCGUUCCUGGAGAACAACCUGGAGCAGCUGACGAAGGUCCACAAGCAGCUGGUGCGCGACAACGCGGACCUGCGCUGCGAGCUGCCCAAGCUGGAGAAGCGGCUGCGGGCCACCAUGGAGCGGGUCAAGGCGCUCGAGACCGCGCUCAAGGAAGCUAAAGAAGGCGCCAUGCGCGACCGCAAGAGGUAUCAGUUCGAAGUAGACCGAAUCAAGGAGGCCGUGCGCGCCAAGAAUCUCGCCCGAAGAGGCCCACAAGCGCAAAUUGCAAAGCCGAUCCGCGCGGGCGGCGGUCACGUGGUGGGCGGCGCGCCCGGCGUGCUGCGUGCGCCUGCGCAGGACAUCAAGCGGAAAUCCAUCAUCGUCGGCGCUAGAGAUGAAAGUUGAAGAGGUAGCCUUUGCAUCAUAGAGAAUUUAAUGAAACUUCAUAGGUGUACCUAACAUGGGAAGUGGAAUCAUUCUUGAAAAUAUACCCAUUAUAUUUACUACGUGUUAAAAGCCUAAUAAUAAAUGCAACAAAAAAUAAUAAAAAUAUCGUAGAGUCCUCUUAGGCUUUAUCUUUCGAGCUAUCUAACCUUAAAGUCAGUAAGUGCACAUGGAUUUAGAACUUAUAAUAGCUUUUCGCUAAUUGUAAUAGGUCAGGUUUCAUAUAAAUUCGAUAUCAAUAUCGGUUAUCCGUGCAAAAAGUAUUAAGAAGUGAGCAGAUUCGAAGCUUCGAUGGUCAAUGAUGUUUCUAUUUUUUCAAUCAAAUGAAACGAUAUUUUUAUGAAAUGACAAGUAUUAAAAUUUAAUUUUGUGUCUAUCAAGCUUAAUGCAUUUUAUGCUAUAUUAUAUAUCCGAUCAAUUUUGUGAUUAUUGUAUCGUGGGAAGAAGUGUGUUUAGUGCGGUACUAAGUCGUUGAGUACAAAAUUCCCGAGCCAGUUACCAAUGUAUGAAAUUACCAACAGGAGGCGGCCCAUUUCUUUCCACGUCAUACAAAAAUAUACGACAAUGAUUUCAAGAUGCAAUAUGUUGUUGUCAAAUACGCUGUGAAUUAUUGCAGACUUGCAUCUGCUGCCGCACAAAUAAAAUCAAUAAAAAAUAAAGAAAAAUACAAAAAAAAACAGCGCUCUUGUAUCGUCCUUAUAUUCCACGUGUGGUAGCAAAUGCAUACCAGUGUGCAUCUUCAAUGUGUAGUUGUAGACUAAGCUUCUUUUAAUAUAUAUUUUUAUAUAUUGUGAUAAGCGUUGUUAUGCCGACAUGUGAGCAUUUAUUUAGUUAAAAAAGAUCGAACUUCGUUAUAUAGAUUGACAAGGUGUAAUGGGUGAUAACUGUAAUGUCGGGCGUGAGAAGUACUCGUAUCGAUCAGCUAGCGUGGUUCGCGACGCCUGGGCGACUUGCUGCCGUAGCAAGUUCUCGGCCGCUAGGCACGGUCUGCGCCAGAAGGAUUUACGAUACAAUUAGUGGGCGAUUUUUGUAUUCAAAUCCCCGAAUAUGAAAAUCUCUUUCGACUAAUAUACAUUUUUUGCUCUGGUAACGAUAGAGAUAAAUUUGCCGAAACACAAUAGUUGAACAUUUUAACAGAGUUCUUGCAUAAUAAAAUUAGAGUAGGUUAUCAUUCAUGUCACCUUUUGCUUAGCCCUCAUCGCGCGUCAUCUUCACGUUUGCUUGUGAGCUGUGAUGAUUUAUUUUUGUAGCAAAUGUUCUACAUGUAUGUAUUGCGUCUUUAACUUACUCGAUAGUAAUAUAAGUCACUAAGUUCCAUGUUUGGCUUUUGUAAGUAUAUCCAAGACUAGAGUUGAUCUAUGUAACAUUCUCAUAUUCAUCGACAUGUCGCCGUUUUGUCAAUGUAAUACUUAACACAGAGCUUACAAUGUAAUAUCUCAGUGUAGUAUAUAAAGUACUGUUUUUGAUUGGUCAAAGUUAUCUAUUUGCUUUUAAGGUGCAUCAGCUUCAUAGUAGAUCUGUAACUUAUGUAAGUACUUAUAAAAUAAUCACGUUGGGAUUCAGUUUAUCGUGGACUUGCAGUGGCAGUUGUCGGGUAGGUCCAUGCACUGUUUUCUAUGAGGAGUUAUGGAACUAUGCCAGACUUAUGUCCAGAAAACCAAAGAUAAAUCACAAGUUUUAGAUUUUAUUGUUUGAGAUUAAUUAUCAACUGAAAUUUAUUUAAGCCCCCGAUUACUUAAUGGUUCCAAAGCUCCUUAGUGUGUUGCAAUACAUUUAUCGUUUAGGUGUAAAGUUGUAGUAAAUUAUUUCCUUCUUAAGUUAGUGAAUACUUGAUUUUAUUAUAUUUUAUUUAUUGUAUUUCAUAAAAGAAACUAAAUUAUCUUGUUUUUUUUUUCACUUAAGAAGUGUAAUACGCUUUUUUACAUACCUCUAUUUACAUUAUUUUAAAGUAAUCAUGAUCAAAUACAUAUAUUUUACAUUGGAAAUUAGAGAUAUUUACAAAGAUGCAUUCCAACGGAAAGUUUGUGUCUUUGUGUAUCUUUAAGUUGGUUGUUUUGUUAAAGUAUAGUUAAUAAGAGGCUACUCUCGGUUUCCACUCGCCUGUUGCAUAGAUAGCUCAAACCGGAGGCCCAGGGCUCCGUGCUCCGCGGAUCGGUGGCCGGCGAACCCCAAACCGGCAGGCUUGCCUUUGCACCAGUGAUUUAGUUUGUAUUGACAUCUUUUGUAUGAUGUAUUUAAUAUACGGAAAAUUCUCAAAAAGAGUGUUUUCUUGAUUUUUAUUUAUUAUAAAAAUAAAAUUAUGAAUUUAAUUUGCUA
Messenger RNA from Plodia interpunctella (Indianmeal moth), 5431 nucleotides. RefSeq names its product Kinesin heavy chain (gene Khc). NCBI's taxonomy places the organism in Eukaryota, Metazoa, Arthropoda, Insecta, Lepidoptera, Pyralidae. Bases 182 to 3076 code for a protein of 964 amino acids. Gene Ontology annotation, molecular function: microtubule motor activity; microtubule binding; ATP binding. Gene Ontology annotation, biological process: microtubule-based movement; mitotic cell cycle. The record is from RefSeq and is a predicted model, not a curated record. The transcript has 19 exons. Gene Ontology annotation, cellular component: microtubule.